UCCUGGGCGGGCCAGCGCGGAGGGUCGGCAGGGUCCGCAGCAGCGCGGCGCCGAGCUUGUUGUUGGCGCCGCGAGCCGCCGCGCCGAGACGCGCCUAUAAGUAGCCGCGGCGCCGGCGCAGGCGCUCACACCUCGAUAACAAACCACGCGGUCAUCAUCUCGCUCGCUCGCUCCCCCUCUCGCUCGCUCCCCGUGUCUCGCUCGCGCUCUCGCUCGCUCGCACCCUCCCCCGACGCUCCCCGAUGCUGCGCGACGCCGCCGCGCUCGGUCACCUGGACCUCCGCUGCCGCCGGCUCGCCUUCUACGCCUGGCUCAUCCUCUUCGUGUUCGGCUCGGCCCUAUGAGUAUGAGAAGUUGGUCGGCGCGCGUUACGCAACCCAAAGACAGCAGCGGCAGCGGCAGCAGCAGCAGUAGCAGCGGCAGUAGCAGCGGUAGCAGCAGCAGCGCACAGUAGCAGCGACCAACCAGCGAGGAGCAACGCCUCCCCUCCUGCACCGGGCGUCCUGGGCGCGUCCCAAAGGCGGGUGCCACGCAGCCAGGCGAGAGCCACCCUGGCAGAUCAGUCCUAGCCCGGGCGCACCUCCGUGUCGACGUGUAUACCGCACCAGCCGACGGAUAGCGCCACCGGCACCUCCCCGUCGACGGCCACCUCUCGUCGGCGCCGCAGUGCGUCGUUCUCCCUAGUGUUUGUGACUAUGUGCCCCGGCGGUCGCCUCCAGUAGGUGCCGUCGGCUCCCCCAGCGCCUUCGCCGAGUAGUGCACCAGCAACGACAUUACCUCCACCUCCGCCGCCGUCGCCACCAUGGCGAACGCCACCGUCCUGCCCCUGCCCCGGCAUCCCGUCGGCGGCCUCCUCGCCCAGCCACUCGAGGGCCUCGGCCGCAUGUUCUACAUGGUGGAGCCCGAGCUCACCACGUACAAGACACCCGAGGAGGUGCCCUUCUUCUUCAGACAGGCCUGGCCGUACUUCCUGGCCUUCAUCGUGCUGGAGAACCUCGUGCUCUGGCUGGAGCACAAGCCGCUCUCGCGCCUCAACGACUCGCUCACGUCCAUCUCGCACGGCAUCUUCCAGGAGUGCGGCAGACUGGUGUUCCGAGGCGCCGAGCAUUGGAUGUACAUCUACAUCUACGAGAACUUCAGGCUGGCCGAGCUGCCCUGGGACUCGGCCAUUACCUGGUACCUGGCCCUGGUGGGCGUGGACUUCUGCUACUACUGGGUCCACCGCGCCAGCCACGAGGUGCACAUCCUGUGGGCGCAACACCAGGUGCACCACAGCUCCGAGGACUACAACCUGGCCGUCGGCCUGCGCCAGUCUCUACUGCAAGGAUGGUGCGGAUUUGUGUUCUACCUCCCCAUGGCGCUGAUCGUGCCCCCGGCGCACUUCCUCACCCACCAGCAGUUCAACCUGCUGUAUCAGUUCUGGAUCCACACCGAGACGGUCCAGACGCUGGGCCCGCUGGAGUGGGUGUUCAACACGCCCAAGCACCACCGCGUGCACCACGGCUCCAACCUGUACUGCCUGGACAAGAACUACGGCGGUUUCCUCAUCAUCUGGGACCGCCUGUUCGGGACCUUCGCCGAGGAGCGACCCAAGGAGGAGACGGUCUACGGCCUCGUCUUCAACCAGCCCUCCUUCAACCCCUUCUACCUCCAGAUCUUCUACAACAAGAACGUGAUCAACAAGGUCCGCGCGAUGAACGGCUGGAAGAACAAGGUGUCCGCUGUCGUCAAGGGUCCCAGCUGGCUGCCGGGCCGACCCUGGACGGGCGCCGAGGAGGACAAGAUUGACGUGAAGCCGCGCGACAAGUACGACGUGCGCCUGCCCGUCUGGGUCAACGUCUACCUCUCGGCCCACUUCCUGCUCGUCGUCCUGGGCUUCCAGGAGCUCGCCCUGCGGUACAUGAGCAUGAGCCCGCUGGUGGUGCUCGGCUUCGUCGCCUACAUCAUCGCGUCGCUCACGACCAUCGGCAUGAUGUUCGACGGGCGGCCGGGCGUGUGCCUGCUGGAGCUGGCGCGCUGCGCCGUGUUCGUGGCCGCCGCGCCCCGGGUGUGCGGCCUGCUCGCCGGCGCGCCCUGCGCCCUCCUCGUGCCCGGGCUGCAGAUCGCCUUCGGCCUGUCCGGCCUCUUCUGGACGCUGCAGGCGCUCCGCGUCCUCCAGAUCAAGAUCAAGACCAAGUAGGCCACCGCCGCGAGGGUGCGGUGCGCGGCCUCAAGCAACGUUGACUUGUGCCAAUGUUUUUGAGACAGUACCCACCAGAACAGUCUCUACCAGAAGGAAUUUUUAAAAAAUGAAUCUUCCCUGAGACUGUUAGUCCACGGAGAUAACCCGACAUCGAGUUCACAGUGCCAUAACACGUGUGAUAUAGUUUAUACUUUUUUUAGCGCAGUAAGUGUCCAGGCUCGGUGAGGGUACGCAAAAAGAGUAAAUAGAUCAGACAAAAAUUUCUCGGGCCCACGGAGUAGGGUUAGUUUAUUUAAUUGUAAUUAAUAACUACUACUAAUAAUAAUAUGAGUGAUUCAUUCGUACGUAAGGAGUCUCAAUGUGUUCGUUCGUAGUGCCAUAACGCCUCAAUGUGAUAGCGUAGUAUUCCAAAAUGGUGUUCGUUAAGUUUUACAUUAUGACAUAUUAUAUUUUUAUACGUGAGCGAUGCCAUUCUGCCAUUCUACGUAGACUGGUUUUUAAUUAUAAUCUCAUCUUCAUUAUCAAAUUGAUUUAUAGGCAUAUUUAUGACAUUAGUUUGUAGAAAACGACUUUCAACUAUUUAUAAUAAACUUUGACAAGCUGUAUGGUCGCGAAGCUUCUUUCGUGCCGAAAAGCGCACGCGAAAGUAUAAGGAAUAUAAAAACAUGCGCCGAUGCGAAA
Messenger RNA from Frankliniella occidentalis (western flower thrips), 2863 nucleotides. Its product is annotated as alkylglycerol monooxygenase. Bases 803 to 2179 code for a protein of 458 amino acids. Gene Ontology annotation, molecular function: oxidoreductase activity; iron ion binding. The record is from RefSeq and is a predicted model, not a curated record. Gene Ontology annotation, biological process: lipid biosynthetic process. NCBI's taxonomy places the organism in Eukaryota, Metazoa, Arthropoda, Insecta, Thysanoptera, Thripidae. The transcript is spliced from 9 exons. Gene Ontology annotation, cellular component: endoplasmic reticulum.